GCAAAGAAGUCUGCCGGUCUCAGUCUGCGUGCAGCUGCCGCUCAGAAAGGCGAAGAAGGCAUGUCGUACACUAAGUUUGUAGCAUCCUUGGUCAGUGCAAACUCCGGCAGCAUCCGAAAACUGCGGAUUUCGCCUGCGAGAUGCCGCUCAACAGUCGCAUCCACCAAAACUCGAGAAGAGAAGGAGCAGCAGCAGCAGACGAAUGGCUGCACCGUGGUAGAGGCUGCGCCGGUUGAACUCAUCAGCCAGUGUAGAAAAGCUACCAAAGCUCCGCUGAGUAAAACCCAUAUCGACUUCGAAAACACACAGGAAGCCUAUAAGAGCAAAGGUAAUAUUGAGCUGCUCCGGAGUCUGUUGGUCUUCAAGCUGUGUACGUUUGACAUCCUGGUUGACAAGAACAAAGAGUUGAUGGAUCUGAGCAGGAAGCUGCUUGGACAGUGGAUGUUUGAGAAGCUGAUGAAGAUGACCUUCUAUGGGCAGUUUGUGGCAGGGGAAGACCACAACUCCAUCAAACCGUUAAUUCGGAAAAAUGAGGCCUUUGGUGUGGGGGCAGUUUUGGACUACAGCGUGGAAGAAGACCUGACACAAGAGGAAGCGGAGAAGAAGGAGAUGGAUUCAUGUGUUUCUGAGGCAGAGAAAGAAAGUCCAGGUGCGGAUCAUCGUGAGAAGAAGUACAAGGCCCAUCGUCAGUUUGGAGACAGGCGCGGGGGAGUUAUCAGUGCACGAACUUACUUCUAUGCAGAUGAGGCCAAAUGUGAUAUGCAAAUGGAGACAUUCAUAAACUGCAUUAAAGCUUCUGGUGGAGCUUCUAAUGAUGGAUUUUCUGCUAUCAAAAUGACUGCACUGGGUCGUCCACAGUUCCUUCUCCAGUUUUCCGAAGUCCUGGUUAAAUGGAGACGGUUUUUUAACUUCCUCUCAGCGCAACAGGGAAAAUCUCAAAUGACGGUUUUAGAACAGAAACUGGAGCUGGAGCAGCUCAAGGAAAGUUUGACUGAGCUGGGUGUUGGAGCCAAAGAUGACAUAGAGAAUUGGUUUACUGGAGAGAAGCUGGGCCUGUCUGGAACAAUUGAUCUGUUGGACUGGAACAGUUUAAUAAACGACACAACAAAGAUUUCAAAUCUGCUUAUGGUGCCAAACCUUCAGACCGGCCAUCUGGAGCCUUUGCUGAAUAUAUUUACUGAAGAAGAAGAGAGGCAGAUGAAGAGAAUGCUUCAGAGAGUGGAUAUUCUGGCCAAGCAUGCUGUAGAGAACGGGGUGAGGCUAAUGGUGGAUGCCGAGCAGACGUACUUCCAACCAGCUAUCAGUCGCCUGACCCUGGAAAUGCAGAGGAAAUUCAACAGAGAAAAGCCAGUCAUUUUCAACACCUACCAGUGUUACCUCAAGGAAGCCUACGACAACGUGACCUUGGAUGUUGAGCUGUCUCGGCGGGAGGGUUGGUACUUUGGUGCCAAACUCGUUCGCGGAGCCUACAUGUACCAAGAGAGAGCCAGGGCGAAGGAAAUUGGAUAUGAGGAUCCAAUAAACCCAGACUAUGAGGCCACUAACAGGAUGUAUCAUAAGUGUUUGGAGUAUGUGCUGGAGGAGAUUGAACACAGCAGGAAAGCAAAUGUUAUGGUUGCAACUCACAAUGAGGACACAGUGAAGUUCACCCUCGAUAAGAUGAAUGAAAUGGGCCUGUCACCCACUGAGAAUAAAGUUUACUUUGGACAGCUGCUGGGGAUGUGUGACCAGAUCAGCUUCCCACUAGGCCAAGCAGGUUUUCCAGUCUAUAAAUACGUUCCAUACGGCCCUGUCAAUGAAGUAAUCCCCUACCUGUCCCGCCGUGCUCAAGAGAACCGCGGGAUCAUGAAGGGAUCCCAGAGAGAGAGGAGCCUGCUGUGGAAGGAGCUGAGGCGCAGACUGCUGGCUGGUCAGAUUAUCUACAAGCCUGUUUACUAAAUCACAUUUGCAGACAAUAUGCAAAAUAUUUCUGGGCAUUCCACCCUUCUUGGUGUACCUCUGUGUUAGCUGCUCUUUGUAGCUGGGACUUGUCUUUCCUGGUUCACUAGACAACAGAGCAAAGACUGUUUUUCAGCUUUACUGACAAAUGUUUUAAAUAUUUAAGUAUUCAUGCAAUACAGUAGUGCUGAAAUAUUGCAGCAGAAGAUGUUAGGUCACAUUAAAAUGUGAUUUUAGUAUUUGUUUAACUUUUAAACCGGCCUUGAUAAUUCUUAAAAUCAGCAUACAUCUAAAACAUUUUAAAAAUAACUUAAUGUGUGUGUAUUUCUAAAUGGUGGUCUUCCCUGAUAGACUGCAUUGAGUUAUUCAGUGGAAGAUAAGAAAUUAUGUUUGAAUGCCAAAGUUGGCCUACUUGUGUGCAUAAAAGCCAUCCUGUGCUUUUAAAAAUUGUGCUCUUUGCAUGUUGUGUUAAGUAUUGUGUUGAGUUAAAAGAUACAAGUGCCUUAUGGUUAUUUUAAAAAAGCCAGCAUUUUUUUUCUUACUGUACACCACUCCAAAGGGUAAACUUUUUUUAAUUAGGGAUUAUGUAUGAAAACAUAAUUACUUUGCAUUAUAGCAACUUUAAUUAUAUUAAAACUGCACACAUCUGUAGUUGUGUUUGUGGUUUUUAAUCAUAAUCAGUUCUAUAAAAUUGUAAACAAUAGAUUUUGCAUCCCGGGAAAGAUGAUCCCUGUUUCAGUCUCUCAUGUCCACUCCACAAAAGAGGAACGGCAGAUCAAAUGGAAUUAUUGCUGCAGAUGCCUGCAGGCAAGAUAACUACCUAGUCUUUUGAAGCACAUGUUUGCAGGAGCAAACCUUCAUUUAGCCUCUGAUAAAACAAACAGCAAACAGAAAGACUCCGUGUGAUCCAUUUGAGGAGUUAUUAAUGUUUUGAUGCUUCAGUUGUUGAUAUCUGCCAGAUGGUCUAAAUUUCACAAUCGGUGAAAUCGACGGCAUGUUCUGAUCCAUGAACGGUGACAGAUGUUCAAAGCAGAAACACGGGGACUGUUUUGACCUAUGUUUCACAAUGUUACAAAAUCAUGCAUUCAAGUACUACAAGAACAAUUGCACUAUUAAUAUAAUAUAAUAUAAGCUGUGGGCGAGGUGAAAUGGCAUGUGGCUUUUGUGAUCAUGGGGAAGAAUUUUAAAAAGAGGUGUUGUUGUGAGCAUCUUUGAAUGAUUUGUGUUACCUUUAAUUUGUCACCCAUACAGUUUAUUGUAUAUGUCAAUGUCAAUUUCUGAUGAGAGAUGUUGACUUGUGUCUUCUCUUUUAUUUUCUUGUUUUAUUUCGUCAUCACUGCUGUAUCAAGAUAUUAUGUACUUGUGUAAAUAUAUGUAAAUAAAUAAAAUAGUUAAUGUUAAAAAAAA
Neolamprologus brichardi is the source of this 3345-nucleotide messenger RNA. RefSeq names its product proline dehydrogenase (oxidase) 1a (gene prodha). The record is from RefSeq and is a predicted model, not a curated record. Gene Ontology annotation, molecular function: proline dehydrogenase activity; FAD binding. Lineage: Eukaryota; Metazoa; Chordata; Actinopteri; Cichliformes; Cichlidae. Gene Ontology annotation, cellular component: mitochondrion.